AUGCGUCCUGAGACUUCUGUUGUUCGCGAACAUGAGGAAUUCCUAUGGUUGCAUAGUGUUCUAGAUGAGAACGAGAGCUAUGCAGGCUUCAUUGUACCACCAGCCCCUCCUCAUCCAGAUUUUGAAUCAUCUCGCGAGAAGCUUCAGAAACUUGGAGAAGGCGAAGCAACAAUGACAAAAGAGGAAUUCUUGAAAAUGAAGCAGGAGCUUGAACAGGACUAUCUGGCUCAGUUCAAAAAGACCGUGGCCAUGCAUGAAGUGUUCUUGCAAAGAAUUGCUGCACACCCUGUAUUUCGACAGGACACAAACUUCAGAAUCUUCCUGCAGUAUGAAGACGAGGUAGAUCUUUAUUGUCUUUUGUUUUCAUAA
Cylicostephanus goldi is the source of this 369-nucleotide messenger RNA. NCBI's taxonomy places the organism in Eukaryota, Metazoa, Nematoda, Chromadorea, Rhabditida, Strongylidae. The record is from the annotation of a GenBank genome assembly.